Messenger RNA from Brienomyrus brachyistius, 2425 nucleotides. It is a transcript of the gene ncbp3, whose product is annotated as nuclear cap binding subunit 3. Bases 61 to 2082 code for a protein of 673 amino acids. The transcript is spliced from 13 exons. The record is from RefSeq and is a predicted model, not a curated record. NCBI's taxonomy places the organism in Eukaryota, Metazoa, Chordata, Actinopteri, Osteoglossiformes, Mormyridae. Gene Ontology annotation, molecular function: RNA 7-methylguanosine cap binding; mRNA binding. Gene Ontology annotation, cellular component: nucleus; cytosol.
GCUACAGAUCACGCGCUUCGGCCUGCCGCGAGUCUGUGCGGAGCGGAGCGCAGCCGAGACAUGGCGGCCGUACGCAGCUUGCGCGUUUCCGUGAAGCCGGAGGCCGCCUCCGAUCGCCCGGAUUCGGAUUCGGACUCCGAUUCUGAGCGAGAUGCUCGCGAACCGGAGCCUAUGGAAGUGGAGGAAGGGGAAAUUGAGACUGAGAGUGAGGCCGUUCCGGUUCGGCGGGCCCUGAAAGAGUUCAUGCCGGAUCCCAGGAGGCGGUAUGCAAACAAAGCCGGGACCUUCAUCACAGGCAUCGACGUUACGUCUAAGGAGGCUGUGGAGAAGAAGGAGCAGCGGGCCAGGCGCUUUCACUUCCGUGCUGAGGUCAACCUGGCCCAGAGGAACGUGGUGCUGGACAGGGACAUGAUGAAGAAGGCCAUCCCCAAGCUGCGGGCCGAAGCUCUGUAUGUCUGCGGGGUGGACGAGAUGAGCACCCAGGACGUCUUCGGGUAUUUCAAGGAGUACCCGCCAGCUCACAUCGAGUGGAUCGACGACACGUCCUGCAACGUGGUCUGGCUGGAUGACAACACUUCAACCCGAGCCCUUAUCAACAUCAGCCGCAUGCCGGACGCCGAAGCUCCGCCCACAGUAACAGCCAGCUCCCCAGAUGGCCACCAGCCAGCCCAAGAGCGCAGGGCACGGGGAGAACGAGACUCCGAUGACGAGGAGGAGGAGGAGGAAGGAGAGGUGGAUGAUGAAGAUGAAUCGGCUAAGGAAGGGAAAUGCGCAGAGGAGAAAGCCGGCGAGAACAAAGACGACGAGGACCAGGCGGCGAAGAAUGCCGAAUCUGACAGUGUGCAGUCGGACCCUCUGUCCCAGGCAGAGAAAGAGUCUCUCCUCCGUAAUGAUCUUCGUCCAGCGAUCCGGCCAUUUGCUGGGAACAAGCUCUUCCUGAGGUUUGCCACUCACGACGAUAAGAAAGAGCUGGGAGCGGCCAGGCGCAGCCGCUACUACAUGAAGUACGGGAACCCCAACUACGGCGGCAUGAAGGGAAUUCUGAGCAACUCCUGGAAGCGCAGGUUUCACACUCGCAAAAUCCAGAGGGACGUCCUGAGGACCAAGAAGCCACUGAUUGGAGACAGUAUGGGCCACACACCCCCCUACACACACCGACACUCGGACCUGGUGAACUUACCUGAGGAACCAAUUGAGGAAGAGGAGGAAGAGGAAGAGGAUGGUGAGGAAGACAUGGACUCGGAUGACCGAGUUGUGGAGUACUGGGGGGAGAAGGAGAGAGAGCGCUUCCGGGACAGGGAGAGGGACAGGGGCAAGGGCCCGCGUAAGCCUGCCCCGACGUCCGGAUCCUCCGACUCAGACGAGAUGGAUUACGACCUGGAGCUGAAGAUGAUCUCCACUCCGUCGCCCAAAAAGAGCAUGAAGAUGACCAUGUAUGCUGACGAGGUGGAGUCCAACCUCAAGAGCCUGCGGAACUCCACGCGUGCGGACAGUUUGUCCGGCUCCAGCCUGAAGAACCGGAUUGGAUCGGGGAGCGGGACCAAGGCAGAGAAGGUGACGGACGUCAGGCAACUGCUGGAGGAGAAACGCCAGGGCUUGUCCCAGCAACGACCCCCAGUAGCGUCCAGUGGCAAGACAGAUGUGAGACAGAGGUUGGGAAAGAGGCCACACUCCCCGGAGAGUCGCCGCUCGCCCUCGCCCUCCCGUGCCCCCCAGAGGGACCCCCCUCCACGCCGGGAGCCCCUCACGGACGUCCGCAGCCGGCUGGGUGUGCCCAAACGCGAGCCGGUUCGGCAGUACUCCGAAACUGCGAAGGACAGCAAGUCAGGAAGCCUGUGGAGUCGACUGGGCACUUUGCCAAAAGACAGAGAGCCCGAGAGGAAGGAGGGGGCAGGCAGGGGUGGGCGGGGUGGCCAGCAGGGCGAGGAGGAUGAGGAGGACUCUGACCUGCAGAAGGUGUGGGGCGCCAUGAUCAAGGAAAAGGAGGAACAGUCUCACAAGAAGAAGAGCCGCCUGGACAGCCUUCCAUCCCUGCAGAUAGAGAUCAGCCGUGAGAGCAACAGCUCAGACAGCGAGUCCUGAAGGGGGCGCCACACGCCUGGCGCCUUGGGCCUGCUGGCCUCCAUACGGCUCUUCUCCUCGGCUUCAGACUGCCUGCUGUCGCUCUGUGGUGAGCGCCCCCUGCUGGAGGAAUGUGCCUGUAAAUAAUACGACUCUUUCUGACAAAGCCAGAGAACUGACUGGUGUAAAUGUUACCUGAAAGAAGUAAUUUUUUUUCUCUUUGUUUUUUGAAAUGAAAGAUCAGGCUGAGAAACUUUUUUAAUUCUCCGUAUUGAAAGAGUGCUAAGGGUGUCUGUGUGAGACGGGGACGGAUCGUGCUCUGAAUAUGCCCCGGGAACCUUUUUUUAUAAAGUGUUGUCACGUU